AAAAAUUACUCAAGAAUUAAGUAUUAAACCAACUAUUUCUCAUUCUCUUGGUGGUCUCUGGGAGCCUGUCCUGUAUUACCAGCCUCAUUAGAAGAGAAAACGAAUUUCCUGCUUGUUCUCCCUUCGGCUCUCGUCCUGAUUUGCCUGACUUUCCAGCCGUAGCGCAGCCGGGAUUUGCAUACAGGUGUCUUGAGCCUCGUUUGAUAGUCAAAUCAGGCAGCUCGUCUUUCUCACUCUCCGAGCUGCGCAGCCAGCAUCCAGUCGCAGUCUGAGAGGAACGCCGGGGAGUGCCGACCGACAAACACCUAUUCGUCAUCUACGCCUCUUCUUCCCUCGCAAUAGCCGGAGAGAAGCUACUUUCAGCGGAUACUGUCGCCGUAGAAGCCCGAUCGGCGUCGUCUAUCCUCCGGUCCUCUCCGGCAGGCCGGAAGCAGCUGCAUCAUGGCAGAGUUAGACGUCCCACAGAUGAAGAGAGAAGUGGAAAGUCUUCAGUACCAACUGGCGGUUAACAGAGAAAAAUCCUCCAUUACUGUAACGGAGCUGGUGAAGUGGAUCGAAGGCUGUGUUUGUGAAGAUCCAUUUCUGAACCCUGAGCUGAUGCGAGCCAACCCCUGGGUAGAAAAGGGCAAGUGUGUGAUCCUGUAAUGGUGACACACACAAUCAAAGAUGUAUAUAAUCUGAAAAAAAAAA
Messenger RNA from Poecilia latipinna (sailfin molly), 690 nucleotides. Its product is annotated as guanine nucleotide-binding protein G(I)/G(S)/G(O) subunit gamma-13-like. The coding region runs from base 442 to 645 and encodes 67 amino acids. Gene Ontology annotation, biological process: sensory perception of taste; phospholipase C-activating G protein-coupled receptor signaling pathway. Gene Ontology annotation, molecular function: G-protein beta-subunit binding. The transcript has 3 exons. The record is from RefSeq and is a predicted model, not a curated record. NCBI's taxonomy places the organism in Eukaryota, Metazoa, Chordata, Actinopteri, Cyprinodontiformes, Poeciliidae. Gene Ontology annotation, cellular component: heterotrimeric G-protein complex.